AUGGGAAGUGCAAAACGUUGGUGGAACCAAGAGGAAAAAGAUAGAGUAUGGUACAAGGAGCCAUCACUCAGAACGUGGGGACAACUAAAGCUGCUUAUGAGGGAGAGAUAUGCACCUCAAAUGCUAUCCCAGCCCGGUCAAAACACUUAUCCCUCAAAGGAACCAAGCCGAGAGAACACAACACAUCAACGUGUUAGUUCCAAACACAACGCGGAUAUAUCACCCGCCAAGAAAAAUGAGAAAGGUAUAGGUGAAAGGGAAGAUUCGGCUUCAAUACCUUUACUUAAGCUGCAAGAUAAACAAGAGCAAGGUCUAAGUCAUAUGAUGGAUGACAAUGAUGAAGAAUUUAACCACCAUGUAGCAACUCCAAGGGAAGUUAAGAAUGACAUAAGCCUUAAGGAGAAAUUUUCGGAAACAACGGCAUCACAAAAAGAUACAGGUACCAUAGAAGAGUAUCAUGAUGAGCAAGAGACCACAUCCCAAAGGAUAUUGAAUGUGGAGCAAACGGAGAAACUAGCAAAGAGUGAUAACAUGCAUCCAAAUCAAGAGAUUAAGAUGUGUUUACCACCUAUUAAAGAUGAUGAAGUUAGCACCAAUAACAUUCUACUACAAGAAGAACCACCGGACCAGUCAUCAAAUCAAUCAACCUUGCUGAUUUUGAAAGAUACACUCACCGAAGAACCAUGUCAAGUACAAAUGAGGAUCAUAAUGGCGAUUUACCAAAGCUGA
This is a messenger RNA of Capsella rubella, 729 nucleotides long. RefSeq lists its product as uncharacterized. The coding region runs from base 1 to 729 and encodes 242 amino acids. The transcript has 4 exons. The record is from RefSeq and is a predicted model, not a curated record. NCBI's taxonomy places the organism in Eukaryota, Viridiplantae, Streptophyta, Magnoliopsida, Brassicales, Brassicaceae.